This is a messenger RNA of Callorhinchus milii (elephant shark), 672 nucleotides long. RefSeq names its product cleavage stimulation factor subunit 2-like. NCBI's taxonomy places the organism in Eukaryota, Metazoa, Chordata, Chondrichthyes, Chimaeriformes, Callorhinchidae. The transcript has 3 exons. The coding region runs from base 12 to 566 and encodes 184 amino acids. The record is from RefSeq and is a predicted model, not a curated record.
CGCCAUUUGAGAUGUGUGAUCAGCAGCAGCAGGUGUACAAAGGCCCUCAGCCAUCAAAAUAUUGCCAACCGAAAGAUUGUAAGGACCAUGGGCAUGAAGACCAUGGGAAAGGUGCCAUGAGCAUGGAGACCAUGGGCAUGGAGGCCAUGGGCAUGGAGGCCAUGGGCAUGGAGGCCAAGGGCAAGGAUGCCAUGAGCAUGAAGACCAUGGGCAUGGAGGCCAAGGGCAAGGAUGCCAUGGGCAUGGAGACCAUGGGCAUGGAGGCCAUGGGCAUGGAGGCCAUGGGCAAGGAUGCCAUGAGCAUGAAGACCAUGACCAAGGAUGCCAUGAGCAUGGAGGCCAUGGGCAUGGAGGACGUGGAGGACGUGGACAUUAGAUUGCAGCAGGAUUCGGGGCAAAAUUCCCUUCGGGCCCACAUCACAACGGGAAACAGCAAGGGGCUUCUCAUCUGGGCAGUGAAAAUAUUGAUGAACGCAAGCUUGAGAUGUCUUUUGCACAAGACAGAUAGGGGUGCAAUUGGUGCAAUGACUGGGAUUUCUGCAGUUUAUUAUAUCUUUCAUGACUAAAUUAAAUUGGUAGCUUUUGCAGAAUUCUGUAUUGAAAUUAUUAUUCUGCUGUAAUUGCUUUUAUUUGCUUAAAAAUAAACCACACCGGACGUUGCCUUGAGAUUAU